Drosophila melanogaster (fruit fly) is the source of this 1278-nucleotide messenger RNA. RefSeq names its product Zinc/iron regulated transporter-related protein 42C.2 (gene Zip42C.2). Gene Ontology annotation, molecular function: metal ion transmembrane transporter activity. The record is from RefSeq and is marked reviewed. Gene Ontology annotation, biological process: transmembrane transport; zinc ion transport; metal ion transport. Bases 1 to 933 code for a protein of 310 amino acids. The transcript is spliced from 2 exons. Gene Ontology annotation, cellular component: membrane. Lineage: Eukaryota; Metazoa; Arthropoda; Insecta; Diptera; Drosophilidae.
AUGGUAGACCAACACUUAAUCGUGGCCAAGAUCGUGGCCAUAGUGGUGCUCUUCCUCGUUACCCUGAUCUUCUGCUUUAUUCCCUAUCUUCUGGAUCGCUUCUACAAGUGGACCCAGAGGCCCGAGAACAAUGCUCGCGAAUUCAAAGUGGUGCUGUGUCUGCUUAAUUUCGGUGGAGGGGUUCUCAUAGCCACCACCUUCAUCCACAUGCUGCCGGAGGUGGUCGAGGUGGUGAACGCUCUCCAGGACUGCCGCAUGCUGGCCCCCACUCCCUUCGGCCUGCCGGAGGUUCUGCUCUGCACUGGCUUCUAUCUGAUGUACUGCAUUGAGGAAACCAUGCACUUUGUGGUUCGUCGGCGGCAGCAAAGGAAGCUACGGGAGGUGGUCACGAUCAAGGAUGCGGGCGAGGAGCUGCGGACAGAGAUUGUGGUCCAGCCAGAAGAAAGCCCCAAGGAGCCCAACUGGCUGCGUGGCCUCGGAAUAAUCGUGGCCCUCUCCCUGCACGAACUCUUCGGCGGCAUGGCCAUUGGCCUGGAGAUGAGUGUGAGCACGGUGUGGUUCAUGACCGGAGCCAUUUCCGUCCACAAGCUUGUUCUGGCCUUCUGCAUCGGCAUGGAGAUCAUGAUGGCCCAUACCCGCUGGCUGCUGGCCGUGGUUUACCUCCUCGUCUUCUCGAUCGUAACUCCGAUUGGCGUGGGCAUCGGAAUUGCAGUUAGCGAAUCUGCCGCGGCUAAUCAGCCCAGCACGGUAUCAGGAAUCCUCCAGGGGCUGGCCUGUGGCACCCUCAUCUACGUGGUCUUCUUUGAAAUUGUGGCCAAAAACCAUGCCGGCAUACGCAUUUUACUCUCGUCGAUGGUGGGAUUCGUCCUGAUGUUUGGCCUCCAGAUAGCAAUUGGAGAGGCCAAAGGGAAGAGCCAUUUCACAUGCCCCUAGGGUAUACUCGAAUUUUAUAUGAAAACAAUUAAGCCUAUAGAGAAAUUCAAAGAAACUACCGAAAAAUAAAGCGUGGGCUUUUUGGCUUUAUAAAUAUGGGGAAAGAGGACGGCAAGGUCAGGUCAUCGACCAUGAGAUACCCUUUAAACGCCCUUCUGCGAGGGAAAUUUAUAAGUGGCAUCAACAAAAGGACAUUCUCCGAGUGCGCACAUUAGCUCCACCUACCGGUUGCUACAUACUAAUUACCAAAUUGCCCAUAACUUUUAAAUAAAUGAUCCGAUUCGAACAACUUUUGGCAUGGAAGUUUCUGCAUUUAUCACACCUUUAUUUUGAUAAAUGUAAAUU